Molecule: messenger RNA, 9165 nt
Organism: Molossus molossus (Pallas's mastiff bat)
Lineage: Eukaryota; Metazoa; Chordata; Mammalia; Chiroptera; Molossidae
Gene: MYO9A
Product: myosin IXA
Exons: 43
Coding region: 445-8316 (2623 amino acids)
Biological process (GO): positive regulation of GTPase activity; intracellular signal transduction
Cellular component (GO): myosin complex
Molecular function (GO): GTPase activator activity; protein binding; microfilament motor activity
Source: RefSeq, a predicted model, not a curated record
CGCGGGCCGAAGCCAACCAAGGACCCGGCGGCGAUUGGCGGUGGCUGCGUAGAGUCCAGCCAGGACUUUGAGAAUCGGCGGCGGAAGCAUCUGCGGCACUGGUUUAGGCGGCGGUUCAACGCGUGCUCUCUGGGCGGGGUGCGGCGGGGGAUGUGUCUGCCUAGGUCGGGCGGAGUCUCUCUGACAGGGCGGGGGAAACGCGGCGGCUGUUCGUCCGGACCCUGAAGCAGCUGGGCCCACCCUCCUGGAACCGUCCGACCCUUGCUGGCCUCGGCCUGUGCUGUCUCCUCCGGCCUCACCCUGGGGCCGAGGGUGGGAGGCAGCUUCCGCCAUAGAGGAGGGGGCCGUGGUGGCCACCGCGGCGAAGCCCGAGUUCUUUUGCCAUGAAAAUGGUUUGCACAGUCUUGAACACAAACUAUUCAUGCUGAUGGGACAGGAUUCAAUAUGAAUAUAAAUGAUGGAGGAAGACGACGCUUUGAAGAUAAUGAACAUACAUUACAUAUAUAUCCUGGGACAAUUUCAGAAGGGACAAUCUACUGUCCAGUUCCUGCCAGAAAAAACUCCACAGCUGCUGAGGUGAUUGAUUCUCUUAUAGACAGACUUCAUCUUGACAAAACAAAAUGUUAUGUUCUAGCAGAGGUAAAGGAAUUUGGUGGAGAAGAAUGGAUACUCAAUCCAACAGACUGUCCAGUUCAGCGAAUGAUGUUGUGGCCCCGAAUGGCUCUGGAAAAUCGCCUAAGUGGAGAGGACUACCGCUUUCUUCUGAGAGAAAAGAACCUUGAUGGAUCAAUCCAUUAUGGUAGUCUUCAGUCAUGGCUACGGGUAACAGAAGAACGCCGCAGGAUGAUGGAACGGGGUUUUCUUCCACAGCCUCAACAGAAAGACUUUGAUGAUUUAUGUAGCUUACCUGAUUUAAAUGAGAAAACUCUCUUAGAAAAUCUACGAAAUCGCUUUAAACAUGAAAAAAUUUAUACCUAUGUUGGCAGUAUUCUCAUCGUUAUUAACCCAUUCAAGUUUCUUCCUAUUUAUAACCCCAAAUAUGUUAAAAUGUAUGAUAACCACCAAUUGGGAAAACUUGAGCCCCACAUUUAUGCUGUUGCUGAUGUAGCUUAUCACACCAUGCUCCAGCGCAAAAAGAAUCAGUGCAUUGUGAUUUCGGGAGAGAGUGGUUCUGGAAAGACUCAAAGCACAAAUUUUCUUAUUCACCACCUGACUGCUCUCAGUCAGAAAGGAUUUGCCAGUGGAGUGGAACAAAUUAUUCUUGGAGCUGGACCAGUACUUGAGGCUUUUGGAAAUGCAAAGACAGCUCAUAAUAACAAUUCAAGUCGUUUUGGCAAGUUUAUUCAAGUAAAUUACCAAGAAACAGGCACUGUACUUGGUGCCUACGUUGAAAAAUAUCUACUAGAGAAGUCCAGACUCGUUUAUCAAGAGCAUAAUGAACGGAACUAUCAUGUAUUCUAUUACCUCCUGGCAGGAGCAAGUGAAGAAGAGAGAUUAGCAUUCCAUCUUAAACAACCAGAGGAAUAUCAUUACCUUAAUCAGAUAACAAAGAAACCCCUCAGACAGAGCUGGGAUGAUUAUUGCUAUGACUCUGAGCCGGAUUGCUUCACAGUGGAAGGGGAAGAUUUGAAGCAUGACUUUGAACGCUUACAGCUGGCCAUGGAAAUGGUAGGAUUUCUUCCCAAGACACGAAGACAGAUUUUCUCUCUUCUUUCAGCAAUACUGCAUUUGGGUAAUAUCUGUUAUAAAAAGAAGACAUACCGGGAUGACUCCAUAGAUAUCUGUAACCCUGAAGUUCUGCCUGUUGUCUCAGAAUUAUUAGAAGUUAAAGAAGAGAUGCUAUUUGAAGCAUUGGUUACGAGGAAGACUGUGACAGUGGGAGAAAAGCUUAUUUUACCAUACAGACUCGCAGAGGCUGUGACAGUGAGGAACUCCAUGGCUAAGUCUUUAUAUAGUGCCCUAUUUGACUGGAUAGUUUUUCGGAUUAACCAUGCACUUCUGAGUAGUAAAGAUUUGGAGCAAAAUACCAAGACUUUAUCCAUUGGUGUUCUUGAUAUUUUUGGGUUUGAAGAUUAUGAAAAUAACAGCUUUGAACAAUUUUGUAUUAAUUUUGCCAAUGAACGUUUACAACACUACUUUAAUCAACAUAUCUUUAAAUUGGAGCAGGAGGAAUAUAGAGCUGAAGGUAUCAGCUGGCACAAUAUAGAUUAUAUUGAUAAUACCUGUUGCAUAAAUCUUAUUAGCAAGAAACCAACAGGACUGCUCCAUCUUUUAGAUGAAGAAAGCAACUUUCCACAGGCUACAAAUCAAACAUUGCUAGACAAAUUUAAGCAUCAACAUGAAGAGAAUUCUUACAUUGAAUUUCCAGCUGUGAUGGAGCCUGCUUUCACCAUAAAACAUUAUGCCGGGAAAGUAAAAUAUGGGGUAAAGGAUUUCCGGGAAAAAAAUACAGAUCAUAUGCGUCCUGACAUUGUAGCUCUUCUGAGAAGUAGCAAAAAUGCAUUUAUCUCUGAGAUGAUUGGAAUUGAUCCUGUAGCUGUUUUCCGAUGGGCAGUUCUCCGAGGUUUUUUCAGAGCCAUGGUUGCCUUCAGGGAAGCUGGGAAAAGACACAUACAGAGAAAAACUGGACAUGAUGAUACAGCGCCAUGUGCAAUUUUGAAAAGUAUGGAUAGUUUUAGCUUUCUCCAACACCCAGUCCACCAGAGGAGCUUAGAGAUUCUGCAGAGGUGCAAGGAAGAGAAGUACAGUAUAACUCGGAAAAAUCCCAGAACACCUCUUUCUGAUCUUCAGGGCAUCAAUACUUUGAAUGAAAAAAACCAGCAUGAUACAUUUGAUAUUGCCUGGAAUGGCAGAACUGGGAUUCGCCAGAGCAGACUAUCAAGUAGCACCUCCUUGCUUGACAAAGAUGGGAUAUUCGCUAAUUCAGCUAGCAGCAAGCUCUUGGAAAGAGCCCAUGGAAUUCUCACGAGAAACAGAAACUUCAAAUUCAAACCUGGCCUUCCAAAGCACUUGCUAGAGGUAAAUUCUUUAAAGCACCUGACAAGACUGACUCUGCAGGAUCGCAUUACCAAGUCCCUUCUUCAUUUGCACAAGAAGAAGAAACCUCCCAGCAUCAGUGCUCAGUUUCAGACCUCAUUAAACAAGCUGAUGGAGACACUUGGUCAAGCAGAGCCAUAUUUUGUAAAAUGCAUUCGCUCUAAUGCAGAAAAGCUGCCAUUAAGGUUCAGUGAUGCCUUGGUACUUAGGCAGCUUCGGUAUACUGGGAUGCUGGAGACCGUUCGAAUUCGCCAAUCAGGAUACAGCUGCAAAUACUCUUUCCAGGAUUUUGCGAGCCACUUCCAUGUACUUCUUCCUCGAAAUAUCAUUCCAUCCAAAUUUAACAUCCAGGAUUUCUUCAGGAAAAUAAAUAUUAAUCCAAAUAAUUAUCAAGUUGGAAAAUCCAUGGUGUUCCUAAAGGAACAGGAACGACAGCACCUACAAGAUCUGCUUCACCAAGAGGUGCUCCGCAGAAUCAUAUUGUUGCAGCAGUGGUUUAGGGUCUUGCUGUGCAGGCAGCAUUUUCUCCAUCUGAGACAGGCAUCAAUUAUCAUUCAGCGAUUCUGGAGGAAUUACCUAAAUCAAGUCAGAGAUGCAGCUGUGGAAAAGGAUGCUUUAGUUAUGACUAGUGCAGCUACUCUUCUCCAAGCUUCUUGGCGUGCUCACUUAGAGAGGCAGCGGUAUUUGGAGCUUCGGACUGCAACCAUCAUCAUCCAGCAGAGAUGGAGAAAGCACUAUAGGCAGAGACACAUGGCUGCUAUUUGCAUACAGGCAAGAUGGAAAGGCUACAGGGAAAGGAAGAGGUAUCAAGAACAAAGGAACAAAAUUAUCCUUUUGCAAUCAAUAUGUAGAGGAUUCAGAUCAAGACAAAGAUUUAAAGCUUUCAAAGAAAAAAGACUAAAAGAAACAAGACUAGAACUUGGAUUGACGAAUAUUGAGCCAUAUGGAAUUCUGAAAAUUCAGGGUUCAGACCCUUCAGAAUGGGAGGAUUGUUCCUUUGACAACAGAGUAAAAGCCAUAGAGAAAUGUAAAUCUGUAAUAGAGAGUAAUCAAAUUAGUUCAGUGGACUGCUUGAUGGAGUCCCCAAACAAGCAACAGGAGAGAGCCAGAAGCCAGAGUGGUGUGGACUUGCAGGAAGAUGUGAUUGUAAGAGAGAGACCCAAGUCCUUGGAGGAUCUCCACCAGAAAAAAGUAGGUCGAGCCAAAAGAGAAAGUCGGAGAAUGAGAGAACUAGAACAAGCUAUAUUUAGCUUAGAAUUGCUGAAAGUUCGUUCUCUUGGUGGUGUGUCUCCUUCAGAAGAACGCAGAUGGUCUACAGAACUGAUGCCUGAGGGCCUUCAGUCCCUACAGGGUACACCUGAUAGUGAAAGCUCUCAAGGAAGCUUGGAACUUCUGAGCUGUGAGGAAAGUCACAAGAGCAAGCUAGAGUCUAUAAUUUUAGAUGAAGGAGACUUGCAGUUUCUAUCACCUAAGAUAUCUAGCACUCAAAAAUUUGAUUCACAGGACAAUGCCCUCAGUGCCUCAAGUGAGACUAAUUAUACAGUGAUUCAAAAGGGAACGUCUUCUGACUCAGUGCAUUUGAAGAAUGGGACUAUGAAGGAAAAACUGGUUUGUAGUUCUGAAUCUAUUACCUGUAAGCCACAGCUGAGAGACUCCUUUAUUUCUAGUAGUCUACCUACAUUUUUUUAUAUUCCUCAACAAGACCCUCUGAAAACAAGUUCCCAACUAGACACAAGUAUCCAGAGAAACAAACUAGUGGAAAGUGAAGAAACAAUUCCAGCUCUUACUUUGGAUAUCAACAGGGAAGCUAGAAAGUAUCACUUCUCAGAAGAAAAUAAAGUUGUUGCUUUGAAUACAGAUUCUUCUAAUACUGUGCUUAAGAAGUUGGAAAAGCUGAACACUGAGAAGGAAGAAAGGCAGAAACAGUUGCAGCAGCAGAAUGAAAAAGAGAUGAUGGAACAGAUUCGCCAGCAAACAGAUAUUUUGGAGAGGGAUCGUAAAGCCUUCAAGACAACUGAAAAGCAAAGAAUUGGGGAAUCUUUUCCAGUAUCAUCUUUCCAUCAGUCAAAUCAAAGAGUGCAGAGGCCAACCUCUCUCCUCAUUCUAAAUACUCCAAAUAAGGAAGAAUCUGAUGUAGCAGGGCCUCCAUUAGUAACUGUAAAAGAUCCAGCUCUUGCCCCCAAAGACAGGCCAUUUGUUCACUUACCUCGGAAGGAUCAACCUGUUACCCUGUUCUUUGAAAGAAAAGGAGGCCCUUGCCAAUCUAGUACUGUCAAUGAAUUAUCUAAGACAGACAGAACGUGCACCCAACUGAAUGUAGGCUGUAAACUCUCUAAUAAUCGCAUUUCAAAAAGAGAACAGUUUAGGCCGACUCAGUCUUAUAGCCACAAAUCUAAUGACCCUCCCAGAGAUGGAACUACUAGGUCUAUUUUCUUCACGCCAAAGGAAAAUAUGAGUAUUUCCCUUGUCAACAAGGAAUCCUCAAACAGUGGAAAUCCUAAACUCCAUAAACAAGAUGUACCAACUUGGAAACCUAUGAUUUUAACUGGGCCGGGCCAAGGAGAACAGGUUGCCAGACCGGCCCAUAAAAAGAAAGCUCGAAUGGCGCGGACGCGCUCCGAUUUCUUGACUAGAGGUACUUUUGCUGAUGGGGAGGGGGAUACAGAGGAAGAUGAUUACGAUGACAUUGAGCCCCUUCUCUCCCUUGACCAACCUUCUCACUCUGAGGUAGGGCUGGCACCCAGUCUGGGUGAGGCCUCUCACAGUGACUCCGAAAUGACAUCACAACGGUUUUCUUCAGUUGAUGAAGAAACAAAGCUUCAUAAGACUAUGUCUCAAGGAGAGAUUACGAAGUUGGCAGUGAGACAGAAGGCUUCGGAUUCAGAUAUAAGACCUCAGAGAGCUAGGAUGAGAUUCUGGGCCAAAGGGAAACAAGGGGAGAAGAAGACUACCAGAGUGAAACCUGCCACCCAGUCGGAGGUUUCAUCACUCAUUGCUGGCUCAGAUAUGAUUCCAGUUCAUCAGUUUCCUGAUGAAUUAGCUCAGUAUCACCCAACACCUCCUUUGAGCCCAGAAUUGCCUGGUAGUUGCCAGAAGGAGUUCAAAGAGAACAAAGAGCCCUCUCCAAAGGCAAAGCGCAAGAGAAGUGUGAAGAUCAGCAGCGUGGCUUUGGAAUCUAUGCAUUGGCAAAAUGACUCUGUCCAGAUCAUAACAAGUGCCAGUGAUUUAAAAAGUAUGGAUGAAUUUCUGCUGAAAAAGAUGAAUGACCUAGAUAAUGAAGACAGCAAGAAAGACACACUAGUGGAUGUUGUAUUUAAAAAAGCCCUGAAAGAAUUCCGGCAGAAUAUCUUCAGCUUUUAUUCAUCUGCAUUGGCGAUAGAUGAUGGGAAAAGCAUACGGUAUAAAGACCUCUAUGCACUAUUUGAGCAGAUUCUGGAAAAGACCAUGAGACUUGAGCAGCGUGAUUGGAGAGAAUCUCCAGUCAGAGUUUGGGUCAACACUUUUAAAGUGUUUUUAGAUGAAUAUAUGAAUGAAUUCAAGACUUUGGAUUGUAUACCCCCAAAGGUGCCAAAAACAGAAAGAAAAAAAAGAAGGAAAAAAGAAACUGAUUUAGUGGAAGAACACAAUGGUCACAUCUUUAAGGCCACUCAAUAUAGCAUUCCUACGUACUGUGAGUACUGUUCUUCUUUGAUAUGGAUAAUGGAUCGAGCCUCUGUUUGCAAAUUAUGCAAGUAUGCUUGCCAUAAGAAGUGUUGUCUGAAAACCACAGCCAAGUGUUCUAAAAAGUAUGAUCCAGAGCUAUCAUCUCGACAAUUUGGAGUUGAAUUGUCCCGUUUGACUAGUGAAGACCGAACUGUUCCUUUAGUGGUGGAAAAGCUUAUAAACUAUAUUGAAAUGCAUGGACUAUACACAGAAGGUAUUUACCGAAAAUCUGGUUCAACUAAUAAAAUCAAGGAACUUCGACAAGGUCUAGAUACAGAUGCUGAAAGUGUAAAUCUAGAUGACUAUAACAUACACGUCAUUGCAAGUGUAUUCAAACAAUGGCUUCGUGAUUUACCCAAUCCACUCAUGACCUUUGAGCUCUAUGAGGAAUUUCUUCGAGCUAUGGGGCUUCAGGAGAGGAAAGAGACAGUCCAUGGUGUAUACUCUGUGAUUGACCAGCUCUCCCGAACUCAUCUCAAUACACUGGAACGCCUAAUUUUUCAUCUAGUCAGGAUUGCUCUGCAGGAAGACACUAAUCGAAUGUCUGCUAAUGCUUUGGCCAUUGUGUUUGCACCCUGCAUCCUCCGCUGCCCUGACACCAUUGACCCACUACAGAGUGUGCAGGACAUCAGUAAGACUACCACCUGUGUGGAGCUGAUUGUUGUGGAACAAAUGAAUAAAUAUAAAGCUCGUCUCAAAGACAUCAAUAGCCUGGAAUUUGCUGAGAAUAAGGCAAAGACCAGGUUGUCACUGAUUCGUAGAUCAAUGGGAAAGGGCCAUCUUCGUCGAGGAAACUAUCCAAGUCCAUCCUCUCCUAUUGUAGUUCGGUUGCCCUCCAUGUCUGAUGUCCCAGAAGAGACCUUGACUAGUGAGGCAGCCAUGGAGACGGACAUCACAGAACAGCAUCAAGCAGCUAUGCAGCAGGAGGAGAGAGUGCUGACUGAACAGAUUGAGAACCUGCAGAAGGAGAAGGAGGAGCUAACAUUUGAAAUGCUUGUACUGGAACCCCGUGCCUCUGAUGAUGAAACCCUUGAGUCCGAGGCCUCCAUCGGGACUGCCGAUAGCUCAGAAAACUUAAAUUUUGAGUCUGAAGGUGCCAUCUUUGAGAAAUCAGAGAAAAGUUCAGCCCUUAGCUCCCUGAAGGCAGCUGGCAAGUCUGAACCUUCUGGCAAGUUGAGGAAGCAGCUAAAAAAGCAGCACGACUCUUUGGAUUCAGUGGACUCUUCCGUCUCUUCUUUAUGUUCAUCUGACACUGUAUUUUCUCAUGGGACCAGAAAACGAUUUCAGAUUUAUUCCAAAUCUCCAUUCUACCGAGCUGCCUCAGCUGGUGAGACCCUAGGAAUGGAGGGGCCAUUGGGCCAGACAAAAUCCCUGGAAGACAGGCCUCAGUUCAUCAGCCGAGGAACCUUCAACCCUGAAAAGGGCAAACAGAAAUUAAAGAAUGUGAAAAACUCACCUCAGAAAACCAAAGAGACCUCAGAGGGAACAGUGGUGUCUGGCCGCAGGAAAACUGUGGACCCAGACUGCAGCUCUACCCAACAGCUAGCUCUCUUUGGAAAUAAUGAGUUUAUGGUCUGAACUGGCAGAUGUGUGUCCCUUCAUGGCUGCAGAGUGGUAAACACAUCUCAUCUUUGGGGCCUCUUCUCAUCACCUCAAGAUCCUGUCUCUUGCCCAAGCAUACAACCAAGACCUUGUGUGCUGAAUUCCUGGGCCUACUGCCAUAGUGGAAAGGCCUCUUUGAAGCCUGCCUGGGAUGAUGCCAGCUGUGCCUUGGCUGCUGUGUAUGACUAGAGAUUUUAUGAACAAAGCCACCUACUAGGGUAUGGGGCUUUGGGUCAGUUGUGGAGGUCUUUGUGUUGCCUCUCUUCUAUCUUCUUUUCCCAUUCCAGAGGCGGGUGUGGAACUGGGGAGCACAUUGUGGGCCUGAGGGACGCACUGAUUUCAGACAUUUGAAGAAAACACAAAUCUUUCUUAACUAUGAAAGCAAAAGCCUUUAGGUUUAUUUUGGGAUAGUUAGGAGCUGGGGUAGAAUAUACUUUUUUUUCCAGGGAUUUAUAAACAAAAAAAACCUAAGCUCUCUAUUUUAAGAUUUUUGAAAAACAAUGUUAUAUUCUGGGGGAAGUAAAACAGCAGUUUUUUCCAUGAAGCCAUCAGAGCAUGUCUCAGACCUCUGGUUACACAGUGAAGAAGACAGUACAGGUUUUGUUUUUUGAUGAUGUUUGAUGUAAUAUAAUCAGUGCUGGUUUAACUCCUAGUUGGUUCCUGCCAAAUAUAUUGCAUGGGCUGAAAUUUCAGUAGCCAUACUGUUCUCAUAUUUCCUGGUCCUAGGAUCAGGUUCCUCUCAUUUUUUUAAAUGUCCCAACAAUAUGGCGAUCCCUACACAUGAGGGUUUCACCCUGAUCCAUCCAGGCUUUUUUCUUUGUAUAG